Messenger RNA from Candidula unifasciata, 442 nucleotides. The record is from the annotation of a GenBank genome assembly. Lineage: Eukaryota; Metazoa; Mollusca; Gastropoda; Stylommatophora; Geomitridae.
AUGUUGCGAUUACGGGACAUGUCAACAGUUAAUCAAAGUCAGAUAUUCAAAGUAACUUCAAAGUAUGACUACAAGAAGUCACGGGGAGCUAAAUCAACUAACUAUCUCUCUGCAUCGAGCACCUUUAAGGUUUACACCCCAGAAUUAAGAUGUGUCAAACACAGCGCCCGGAUCACCUCGUCAAGAUUUCGGGCCUGUUCAGAGAAUCACGAUUUUGAGAAACUGAAGUGGCAGCAGACGUUUGACGCAAUGGGCGGACUGACAAAGCUGAAGCAGAAAGAGUACAAACCGUUCACAACGCUCAACGAAGCACCUUAUCACUGCUGCUCAUUAGCGCGGUCUUACAGUGUCUCCUAUGGUAAAAUAAGUCACGCAGAAGGUGGAUCAGUAAAGGGAAUCCAUAAACCAGUCAAAGAACCCAAAGCGGCCUCCUUUUGCAAGU